CGUGGAUGUGGGCAAGCGGCUCCACUCCGCUAAAUAAAAAUAUAACAGCAACUGAGGAGAGGGUUGAAAGAAAUUUCUGCUGCUCUAUUACUGGACAUCAGCAAAGCAAUCAUGGAGACACUGGAUGAUCAUUAGAGUUGAUAUACUGUUCGUGGCCAUCGCACUGAAAUAUCUACGCAUUUAAAAACUGGUGUAAGGUCAAGAACGUCAACUAUUUCAAGUUGCUUCAAGGGAAAGCAAACUUAUAGCAACCAUGAGUACCACGCCAAAUGCCAUUACAUGAGAACGGGCACAACGGAAUAUAUCGCUUGCUGGUUGUCCUGUUCGGCAAGGUUACUGCGAUAGCAUAUAUACCAAUCUGUAAACAUGAAAACGCUUCCUGGAUUAUUGUGUGUUCAUGAGGAUGCAUUAUUUAUACCAGCAACCAGGAGGAAAAUCUAACGUAGAACUUGGAAGAGCGUUUAAAGUGUCCACUAAUAUGCGGAAGAUGAUAGCAAAUUUACCUGUAGAGGUUCAAGUUAACACCGGCGACGACCCAGUUGUGUUAAGAUUGAGGAGGCUUAGAAUAUGGGACAUGCAAAUGGUUACUGCUGACAUGGGAACUGUGGUUGCAAUGUCUACCAGCCGUGUGGGUUUACUGAUCUUUGUCUAUUGCACAGCACUGUGUUGUAUAGGACAGACGCUCGGAAAAAAGUCUUCCAAUCAUGACAAUGAAGUAAGAAUACAUUCGGAAAACAUCACACGUAUUCUCGAUAGACUUCUUGAUGGAUAUGACAACAGGCUACGACCCGGGUUUGGAGGUCCUGUCACUGAAGUGAAAACCGACAUAUAUGUGACAAGUUUCGGUCCUGUAUCUGACGUCGAAAUGGAAUAUACGAUGGAUGUCUUCUUUCGUCAAACUUGGAUUGACAAGAGGUUGGAAUUUGAAGGGCCCAUUGAAAUCCUUAGAUUGAAUAAUUUAAUGGUCAGCAAAAUUUGGACUCCGGAUACUUUUUUCAGAAAUGGAAAAAAAUCUAUCGCUCACAACAUGACUACUCCCAACAAGCUUUUCAGGAUCAUGCAAAACGGCACAGUACUUUACACCAUGAGACUCACCAUCAAUGCGGCGUGUCCUAUGAGAUUAGUGAACUUCCCAAUGGACGGACAUGCGUGUCCCUUGAAAUUCGGCAGCUAUGCCUACCCAAGAAGUGAAAUCAUUUACACAUGGAAGAAGGGCCCCUUGUACUCAGUAGAAGUACCAGAUGAAUCUUCGAGUCUGCUUCAGUAUGACCUUGUCGGCCAAACUGUAUCCAGCGAAACGAUGAAGUCCAACACAGGUGAAUACAUAGUGAUGACAGUGUAUUUUCACUUAAAAAGGAAGAUGGGAUACUUUAUGAUUCAGACUUACAUUCCAUGCAUUAUGACAGUAAUUCUCUCUCAAGUGUCAUUCUGGAUUAAUAAGGAGUCUGUCCCAGCUAGGACAGUUUUCGGUAUCACUACAGUUUUAACCAUGACUACGCUAAGCAUCAGUGCACGCCACUCGCUACCCAAAGUGUCCUACGCUACUGCUAUGGAUUGGUUCAUAGCUGUAUGUUUCGCUUUUGUCUUUUCUGCGCUCAUCGAAUUUGCAGCUGUAAACUACUUCACAAAUCUUCAGGCUCAAAAAACCCUAAGGAAAACGGCUCGAACAGCAGCAUUGUCAUCAGCAAUGGCUGUGUCUGAAUCAGAGAAGAUAGUUUCGCAUUCUGAUUCCAAUUGCAGUUUAAAGAAAAGAACUCCAUCAUUGGCAUCUCAGAAAGAGUCAACAGCCAACGUAGAACCAGAUACAAACAGCUGUACUGACAAUGUGUCACCAAUUCCGUGUAUCCGUUCUGGUCUCACUUCAUUGGCUCAAUCACAACCUGAUACUGGAACCAGCAAAAUCGACCAAUAUGCCAGAAUCCUUUUUCCAUUGUCAUUUGGAGCAUUUAAUCUGGUGUACUGGAUAGUGUAUCUUUCAAAAGAUACUAUGGAAAUGGGAAGCAAUAUAUAAGUUUCUAUGCUAUGUUAUAUAUAUAUAUAUAUAUAUAUAUAUAUAUAUAUAUAUAUAUGUACAACUGUUAUAUUAGUUUAUACUCAAAAAUAAUGGAUAUUAAGGAGUAUAUUAUGUCAGCAGCACAAAGAAGGGUUCAGAUGACAAUAUAAGCAACUGCUGGUAAACAAUGUUACCAUCUUGAGACAUUAUUCCAAAUAAGUUCUUUCUUUUCUAAUGAUACAUAAGGAUCACAAAUAUGAAAGAAAGACAUGGACCCAAAAUGGCAACAACAAACUCAAUUUAACUGCAAUUUUUUUUACUGGAAAUCCUGCUAAGUAUGUUUUAUGUAUUCUGUAGUUAUGGAACAUGACAUGAGCAUAGUAAAUGACUCAGUCUGUAACCACAGCAAAUUUUGAUUUGACUCUUGUAUACAGGGAAAUAUUGUGGCUAUAUGUAUUGGAAUCUUGUAAAAAUAUUAGGUUUUUUUUUUAGCUUCGGUACUGAAAGAUUUUAGAAAAUACUUCAUUUGUGUGUUCACUGUGGUUUGAGUAAACUACUACAAUUUAUUAUAGCAUUCUAUUUUUGUUUAUAUUCAAGGCUUUAUUUGUUCAUACUUCUGAUUUGGUGAAAAUGUUCUGUAAAAUAUAUUUUUUUAAAACAAAAAUCCAAAAUUUGAAUUGCAGUAAAUAUGCUCCAACCAUUUAAUUCAGAAGGAGUAACAGUUUAAACACAAACUGCUCUAUCAGGACUUAUUUUGAUUAAUUGAACAGUUACAGCAGAAACACAAUACAUUUUUAGAUCUAUUUUUGUUGAUUUUUUAAAAAGCAAAAUUAUUUUAAUAAUGUGUUGAUAACAGAAUUGGCAUGACCUAAAGGAUCUGAUGAAUUUAACUGUGGUGCAGUUUUUCUUGCCAGCAACUUCUUACAUUUAUGAUCACAUUUUCUAUUUUUUUUUAGUUAGAUCUACCAAGGUUAUAGCAUUUUCACUGAAUUAUGUCAGUUCUCCUUGCCCAACAGCUACAGUCCAAUUUGUGGACUGAGAUGAUAGGACACUGCAGAAAAACUAAAUUCAACCAGUAAGAUUUGAGCAAUAUAGACUUCUGUUAAAUUAUUUUAGUAAUUAUAUUUUUUGUGUUUAUCGCUAAUCAUUCAUUCUCUCAAGAAAUUAAUCAAAAUGGGAUUACCCAUGAAUCAGCACAUUUUACAUAGGUUAUUAUUUACUGGCAUAGAGAUGAAGUCAGCAAGAAUUUGUCGUUCUUUCCAUAUUAUCUUUUAUUUUAAAAAGGCAUUAAAUGGAAAAAUAAUCACAGGCAGCACCAUAAAUUGGGCUAUAGUACAUUAGCUGCCCAUUUUAUACUUAAACUGAUUGUUUUAUUCCUCUUUUAUAGUGAAGAAAACAGAUGUAAUGUGAGUUCAUAACAUGCUGUUGUCCAUCAUGCACUAUCAAUGAAGACUUAUUUCACCCAUUGAUUUCAUUCUUAUGUCAUAGAAUCAUAGAAAUUUAUAGCAUUGAGGGGAUCAUUCUGCCCAUUAUAUUCGUGAAGAAGAGCUGUUGAGACUAAGUCUACUUUCCAGCUUAUGGGCCAUAGCCUUGCUGUUUAUGGUUCAUGCAGGUAUGUUAAAAUGAUAGUUCCAUCAUUUAUGACAAUGAGUUUUACGCUCCACCAUGUGUUGGGCAGAAUUUUCUUCCCCCCAUCACUUCUCCAUGCCUCCAAAAUCUUUCUACCUAAUGCCUUUAAUUUAUAGCUCCCAGUUCUUGAUUUCUCUCCCAGGAAAUAAGUCCUUCAGAAUCAACUUAUCUAUGUGAUCCAGUGGAAUUAUUGAUUUUGUUGGUGAGACAGCACUAAACCAACAUGAACAAUUGAAAUCACUAAAUUAGCGAGGAGGCUUUGGUUUAGAGUUAUGCUAAUAUUAGUUCACUUUUAGAAUAUAAGCCUAAGAAGCAUCCUUUGGUUAAUUUUACUUUUGAUUCUGUCCUUAAGGAAUUGAUCCUUUAAACCACCACUGCUUAGUUUAUGUCAUACUGUUCGACACCACUAUUGCCAGAAUGUUCAUACGAGUUUAUCAGAUGACUUCUCUAAACUUACAUGAAGGCAUACUUUCCUCCAAAGUUAAAAUAAAGCUUACUAUUAUCACUUGUGCCUUCCACCCUAUCACAGACUUUCACUUUUGUUCUCUCCUGCUUUUCCACCUUGCGUCUGCAUCUUAAAAUUCAUUUUCCCAGUUCUGAUGAAAGCUCUUCAAUAUUAAAUGUUAACUUUAUUUCCUCCAAAGAUUUUGCUUGACCUGCUGACUAUUUCCAGCAUUUUCAGCUUUUAUUUCAGAUUUCCACUCUGCGGUAUUUUGUGUUUGGAUCACUAUAUUCCUCCUUUAACCGAUGAAGCAUGACUUGUUUAUGGGUUCUGAGUUGACUGAUGAAGCCAAAUUAAGAACUGUGGACGUUUCCACAGAGAGACUGGUGGGUUGUAGUUUGUGAGAUGGUAUGCUCCUUUUGCUGCUUACACAGAGAUUAUUCUUCCAAUAUAUCAACUUGAGGUUCUCAAUAACAUCCCAAAAGCCGCUUCUCUACUUUGAGCAUUCAUUGGCUAGGAAGUACCAAAAGUCAGAGGAAGGUUUUGAGCACAUUCUUGAAUCUUUUCUGUUUGCAUGGUAAUCUCUUACCAGGACUGAGCUGGGAAUAGAGUGUAUGUUCCGGGAGUGUCAUGACGGACAUGCAAAGGGCAUGUCUUCAUGGAGUAUAACUAAUUCAACAGUGUUUGGGAUGUUGGCCUGGGAGAGGACUCUGACCUUUCCAAUGCUUAUCCUUCCAGUGAAUUUGGAGGAUUUUGUGGCGAUGGCAUUGGAGGUAUCUUUUCAAUGCCUUGAGAUGCCUUUUGUAGGUAGUCCAAGUCUCAUUAGCAAAUAGAAGAACAGGGAUUACUGCUACCUGUUUAAUCAUGAGUUUUGUAUCAAAUCUGAGGAUUUGAUACUCAUACGUUCUUUUCCUCAAUCAACCAAAAAUAGUGGUAAUGUAUUGAAGGGAAUGAUGAACUUCAUCAAUGACGCCUGCCUUCACUGCAGACAAAUUUCUGUGGCCAUCAGAAUUUGAAGAGAGUUGCCCUCUAAGUGAUGGAAUCAAAGGCUUUAGCAAGAUCAAAUGAGGCCAUGUGUUGUGAUUGAUACUGCUCCCUGAACUUCUCUUGGAGUCAUCACAUUGAAGAUGAUGUCCACAGUGCCUUCAGGCAGAGGGAAUUCUGGAUUUGGGGAGUAGUACUCCUGCCUCUGGGAGGGCGUAGUUAAGGAGGACCAUGACAAUGACUUUCCCUGUGGCUGACAGAGAUUGAUUUGUCUCAUUUCUUAAAGGUAGGCACAAUUAUAGCAUCUUUGAGGUCUCCUGGAUAUUCCCUCAUCCCAGAUGUGAAAGAUGUAAUUUUGCAUUUGUGACUGAAGCUCUUUCCCACUGAGUUUUAGAACUUGAACAAGGAUAUUAUAUGCUCCCAAGGCCUUGUUUUUUAGUUGGGAUAUCAUCAUCUUGAUCUGCAGUGGUGGCAAAGCCGGAGUGAGUGAACUGAAUAACAUAUCAAGAUGAUAAAUAAGGUUUUCUUUAUAAUAUACCAGCUCUAAAUUUUAUUUUAUUUGGUAACUGACCUAAUAAAAUGUUGGCCUUCAAAUUCCAUAGCUCAGCACUUGCAUAUUGCACAAAUAAACUGAAGUAUAAAACUGAUUAGGAAGAGCAAUCAGUCCUUCCAGGUAUAUAGCACACACUGGAAAAUGUGCAUGAUAUACCUGUGGAUAGAUACAGAUGGAUGCAUAGCAACAGCAGGCACGGUAGUGUACUGACUAGGCUAACGCUAUUAUAGUGCCAGCAACCCAGGUUCAUUUCUGGCCACUGUCUGUAAGGAGUUUGUUGGUUCUCCCCGUGUCUGUGUGGGUUUCCUCCGGGUGCUCUGGUUUCCUCCCACAUUCCAAAGACAUAUGGGUUAGGAAGUUGUGGGCAUACUAUGUUGGCACUGGAAGCAUGGUGACACUUGCAGGCUGCCCCCAGGACAUUCUACGCAAAAGAUGCAUUUCACUGUGUGUUUUGAUGCACAUGUGACUAGUAAGGAUAUCUUAUCAAUGUCAAUUGACAUCCAAUGCAUAUUUGACAUUGCUGCUGUAGUAAGAAGCACACAAACAUGCUGAAGAAAUUGUGUGAUCUUAACAGGAAGAGCUAGUCUGAAAGGAAGAAAAAUUGCUCUGCUUGAUCAUAACUUGAAGAGACUAUCUCCUCAUAAAACAUUGCUCAUAAGUAUACCAUUGAAGAUAAUUGUAGAAUCUUCUCAAAUAGAUUACAAUUAUGUAAUUGCUCUUGGCAUAUCCCCAACCAUUCUAAUGCCUCCCCAGGCAGCCUCAAUGUCACAAUACUUGAUUACGUAUUCCAAUUGAACUAUGUUGCUUGAAGUGAUGUUUCCCACUGGCAACUAUGCUCUUUGGAGCUCCUUCUGUGGCAUGAUAUUGCAUGUCUAGAAAUACCAUAGGCUUGGCAUUCAUGAUGCUUAUGCGCACAACUCUAUGUAUGUUGUACGUGCAAGAACAUUACUUCAUGGCUCUGGAUGGAACUGGCAUGGGUCUUGGAUGUGACACUAUUUUAGCUCACUUCUAGCCCAUGGAAUUUCAUGGAUUAAUAUUGUAUAAUAUGAAAGCUAUAUAACAAAUCAGGUAUGUCCUCAGAGUUACAAUUACGAUAUAAGUAAAACUGUUGUCGAGUCACAAAUAAAAGCAGAAUGUGGGAAGUACUUGGCUGGUAAAACAGCAUCAGCUGGGAGAGAAAGUCGUUGGGUCAGUGAUCUUUCACUGGAACUGGAAAAGCAAGAAUAUGUGUUAAGUUGCAGAAAGGAAAAGGGUGUUGAGAAGAGAGGGAACAUUUGUGAUAGAAUUUGGAUCAAAUUUGUCAAGGUAACCAACCAUUACUUUUAAAAAAAUAGCAGUUGGAGACAAAGAGGAAAAAGAAACAAAUUGAAACAAAGAGGUACUGUCACAUCAAUGGAAGGAGACAAUAAUAAUGGAAAGAUUACCUGAAACUAUUAUAUUCAAUAUUAAGCCUUAAAGGCUGCAACAUCAGCUAGAAGAUGAGGUGUUGUUCCUCAGUUAGUUAGACAUUGUUGAAGCAAUCUAGGAGGCCAGAGACAGGUCAGAAUGGGAGUGGUGUGAAGAAUUAAAGUGGUAGGCAGCUGAAAGCUCAGGUUCAUCCUCACAGACUGAACAGAGGCAUUCUGCAAAGCAUUCACUCAAUCUUCAUUUGGGUUCUCCAAAGUAGAGGAAGCCACAUCAUGAGCACCGAUUGCAUACUAAAUUAACAGUACAAUUGAAUUAUUGCUUCAACUGGAAGAACUGUUGGUUUCCUGGAUGGUGGGAAAGAAAGAGGUAAAAAAGUAGGUGAUGAAUCUCUUGAGGUUGUGUAGGAAAGUGCCUUGAAAAGGGGAGUGGUUGGUGAAGGAACAAUAGAUGAGGGAGUUAUGGAGGUAAAAGUCUCUUCAUAUUGCUGAAAGUGGGGGAGUCAUGGAAUCCUUUUGGAAUAGGUGGCAAAAUUAUGGAGGAUAAUCCAGUGAAUAUGGAGACAAUGGCAGAUAAGGAUGAGGAGAAUCCUAUCCGUUUCUUAGCUGGGAGGAGAGGAGAAAUGUGGAGGAGACACAGAUGAGCAUCCUGUCAAUUAUGCAGGGAAGGCCAUGGAUAAGGAUAAAGGAAGACGCCAUAAAGGCACUGGAGUGGAAAGUCUCAUCUCAUGCUCUUUAAAGUGUAGAAAUAUACAGCCAGAAAAGUGGGAAAUUCAAACCUUAAGAACCAGCAGGAAAAAAAAUGGAGACACAAGAGACUGCAGACACUGGAAUCUGGAGCAACAAGCAAUCUGCUGGAAGAACUCAGUGGGUCAAGCAGAAUCUAUGAGAGGAAAGGAAUUAUCGACAUUAGAUUGUUCUUCCAGUAGAUUGUAAGAAAAAAUAGGAGAUAAGGAGGACUUUAGUUAUGGGGAGAGAUUGGGAGGUCUUUAGCUAUGGAGAAACAUUGGAUAGGCUGGGCUUGCUUAUUGUGGAGAGAAGGAGGCUGAUAGGUAACCGAUAGUAUAUAAGAUUAUGAUAGUCAUUGAUAGGGUAGAUAGUCAAAAUCUUUGCUCUGUGGCAGGGGUAUCAAAACAUCAGGGCAUAGGUUUAAAGUGAGAGGAAGGAGUUUGAAAGAGGAUCUGAGAGAUAUGUUUAUUUACACAAAGAAUGCUUGAUAUCUGGAACAUGCCGGAGGACCGGAUGGAAUCAGAUACAAAUACUACUUCUAAGAGGCAUGUAGACAGAUACCUAGACAGGCAAGACAUUGAAGGAUACGGUCCUAAUUCAUGCAAGUGGGAUUAGGAUUGAUAGGCAAAAAGGUUGGCAUGGACAUGGUGGAUUGAAUGGCUCACUUCUGUGCUGUAUGACUUUAUGACUGUAUAAUGGAGGAACUCAUUUGUUUAAUAUCUUAGAUAAAUACCACAGCAAUAUAAAUAAUACGAAACACUUUAUAAAUACAAUACAGCAGCAAGCACUGUGGUUACUCCUCAAAGAUAAAUUAUUGAAUGGUUUGAAUGUACAUUGUAAAUGCAUAAUGAAAUGGGCCAAAAUAGUGCCAGAUUAAUGGCAUCAUUAAUGCUUGCUGCUUCUUAGGAGGAAAUCUGCAGUAACUUCAGGCAAGGGUAAAUGCACAAUUAUAUGUGAGAUAAGUAGGAGAAUUGUAAAGUUGCUGUCAGUGAUUUGUCACUCUGCUGCUAGCCUCAUGAAAAUGGCACCUUGCUGUCUGGCUUCCACAGAGCAGGAUGAAAUUCCUGUACAUAAACCAUAGAUAAACUCAGUACAGAAAGUUGAAACAUGUCAUUUCGUCUAUUUGCUAUUUAAAAUGUGUGAUAAAUAUUAAUUACUGCCAUUCAGCUGCCCUGAGACUGGAAAUGAACACUAUAAAGUAUAACGAUUUACUUCCUCAGUAUUUAAUUGAUAUUUUCAAAAUAUGUGUUUUUCUGACUUUAUUUAUUCUCUUAAUCCAAUUUGUCAUUUGACUUUAUCCAGAAAAGGAUUGAAUGUGCAUCUCAGAAAAAGGGCAGUCAGUCCUCUUAGCCUGUGUUGGAGUAUGAACUCCAUGAGCCUGCUUCCAGUCCACGUACAUCAUUUAGGUUUUCAACACAUCUUUCUGUUCCCUUUUUCUCAUUUUCAAAUCUAGUUUUGAAAGCUCAUGAGCUGUAUGCCUCAACUGUGUUAUUGAUCUCCACAUUCUAACCACGGUCUAUGUAAGCAUAUUUCUCCAUAUUUCUAGUAUAUACUAGAAAUUUACCAAUUAUUUACUAGUAAAUAACAUUUCUCUUCUUUUCCUAAUUUGACCAUGAAUUCAACCUGCUAAUUUACAAAUCAUAUUUUAGACAAUAGCCUAUUCCUUUAACAUACUGAAAUCCAGUCGAUUAACGAAAUACAUAGUUGCAUGCUCUGUUCAUUCAGAGAUCUUUGUCAAGCACAUUGGACUACUCCCACCUCAUGUUUCCAGCAAAUUGUAGCAUAAAAUAUCAUGGCAAUUAAAGAGUGAACACCAUGUCUAACUAAAAACCAGGCAUUUUUUGCUGAGUAAUUGAAGCAGUUUUUGGGUCAUUGAAUUUGCAGUUAAUUUGGAGGAUUUGAACAGAGGGAGGGGAGAGAGCCAAUUCACCAGCACCACUCAAUUAUUAAUUUGAAGCCCUGGAUAUUUUGAUCCCUGAGUUUUAAUUGCACCCUGCUGUUUACCAAAAGUGGAUGUAACAAGGCAUCUGGCUGGCGGCUGGAGAGUAAGAUUGUACAACCAACAGGUAAUCCACUGAUGUUCAGUAAAAUCACAGGGGGUGUGGCCAGCAGGAAAUAAUUGGGAAGUUAAAGAAGUAAAACGUCCUUUGUUACAUCUGUUUUAAAUGAGGGCAAAUGACAUCACCAAGAAAACAACCAGGAGGAAGUUCUGCUUCUACUGAUACUGAGGAAGAGAAUUAUCAUGCACAUACAUGAAGUACUCUGGGUUUAGGAUAUCACACAUGAUGUCAAUUCUGCUUAUUUACAUUGUUGGAGAUAGUAAAUUCCUUAAUAUUUCAUAGAUGUUAUCAGACCUUAAUGAAUUGAGUAACAUUUAAAAUAAACAAUGAAAAAUCAAAGAGUGUUCCAGUUAUUCACAACCAGGAUAAUAAAUUUCAUUUCUUUCCAAAGAGUACCUAAAGAUCCAUUAUUUUCAGAAGUCAGAUGAUCUAUGUAGAAGUCUCCUAAAAUCUCCAAAAACACAUUGGUGUAAAUGACCAACUAUCCCCAUUAUUGCAAGUUUCAGGAAUUUUGGGUCAAAUUGCAUUGUAUGAAAAAUGUAUAUCCCUAAUGAUAAUUCUCUCUCACUGUGUGAUCCUUUUGAAAGGAAGGCAUUAACAAUGGUAUUUCUAUAUAUAAUGG
This is a messenger RNA of Pristis pectinata (smalltooth sawfish), 10415 nucleotides long. Its product is annotated as gamma-aminobutyric acid receptor subunit alpha-6-like. Lineage: Eukaryota; Metazoa; Chordata; Chondrichthyes; Rhinopristiformes; Pristidae. The transcript is spliced from 12 exons. Gene Ontology annotation, cellular component: postsynapse; GABA-A receptor complex; synapse. The record is from RefSeq and is a predicted model, not a curated record. Gene Ontology annotation, biological process: nervous system process; monoatomic ion transmembrane transport; synaptic transmission, GABAergic. The coding region runs from base 398 to 2011 and encodes 537 amino acids. Gene Ontology annotation, molecular function: benzodiazepine receptor activity; GABA-A receptor activity; inhibitory extracellular ligand-gated monoatomic ion channel activity.